AUGGAGUCUUUGAAUGAACGUGCUUUAAAAUUAUUACAACGUAACAGGGAACGCAGAAACCAAUUACAAAAAAGAUAUGUAUCACAACAACAACAUUACAAUAGUGACGAAUCUUCUGAUGACAAUAAUAGUAUUAUUGGUGCCACAGUUGUAAAAGAUAACAAUGUCAUCAAAAAUAGAGUAUACAAAGAUGGCUCUAAUACUACUACCAAUUCAAUAAAAAAACGGAAAUAUAAACCAAGUGAUGUUGCCUUAGAAGAAAUACGUAAAUAUCAAAAUUCUACAGAUUUACUAAUAUCAAAGAUACCGUUCGCUAGGCUUGUCAAAGAAGUGACAGAUCAAUACACUAGUAAUCAAGAAGAACCACUAAGAUGGCAAAGUAUGGCUAUUCUAGCACUACAAGAGGCUAGUGAAGCUUAUUUGGUUGGUUUAUUGGAACAUACUAAUUUAUUGGCCUUGCACGCUAAGAGAAUAACAGUAAUGAGGAAAGAUAUGCAAUUAGCACGAAGGAUAAGAGGUCAAUUUAUAUAA
Messenger RNA from Saccharomycodes ludwigii, 531 nucleotides. RefSeq names its product centromeric DNA-binding histone H3-like protein CSE4 (gene CSE4). Gene Ontology annotation, molecular function: DNA binding; structural constituent of chromatin; protein heterodimerization activity. The transcript has a single exon. Gene Ontology annotation, cellular component: nucleosome. The coding region runs from base 1 to 531 and encodes 176 amino acids. The record is from RefSeq and is a predicted model, not a curated record. Lineage: Eukaryota; Fungi; Ascomycota; Saccharomycetes; Saccharomycodales; Saccharomycodaceae.